GUACUUUUGAUAUACCUUGUACAGAAAUGUUCAAAUUCAUGCGAGAAUAUGUGUUGAAGAAAUAAUCCAUAAUAAUAUUGCUAAAUUUGUUCUCGUGGAUAAGGUUAUACAUUAAAAAUGUCACGAAUUCAAAUUUCAUAGUGGAGGAAACUUAUUGUUAAUCUAUUCUGAAUCACAAGUAACGGGAAAAUAAUGAUGCCUGUGUCCCAGCCAGUGCGUGCUAAGAGUUUGUUACGCGCAAACUUAGAAAACUCUCGCGGGCGACUAUUGCAGAGCAGAAUGCCAAACAUCAAAGUCUUCAGUGGUACGUCGCAUCCGGAUUUAGCUCAACGUAUCGUCGACAGACUCGGUAUUGAUAUUGGGAAAGUUGUCACCAAGAAAUUCAGCAACCUCGAAACAUGUGUGGAAAUAGGAGAGUCUGUACGAGGAGAAGAUGUGUAUAUAGUACAAAGUGGAAGUGGAGAAGUAAAUGACAAUCUGAUGGAACUAUUGAUUAUGAUCAAUGCAUGUAAAAUCGCAUCUGCAUCUCGAGUGACUGCAGUAAUUCCUUGUUUCCCAUAUGCAAGACAAGAUAAGAAGGAUAAGGGUGGUGACGGACACGACAACUCAAAAUCUAAGAAUCGUAUUGUCAUGAAGUCAAACGAGUGGAAAUUCAGGAGCCGUGCCCCAAUUUCAGCGAAAUUAGUAGCGAAUAUGCUGUCUGUAGCAGGAGCUGAUCAUAUUAUCACUAUGGACUUGCAUGCUAGUCAAAUUCAAGGAUUUUUUGACAUUCCAGUUGACAAUCUGUUCGCCGAGCCUGCAGUUUUAAAAUGGAUUAAAGAAAAUAUUGUUGAAUGGCGAAACAGUAUUAUUGUUUCUCCAGAUGCUGGAGGUGCUAAAAGAGUAACAUCUAUUGCUGAUCGCUUAAACGUUGAAUUUGCUCUUAUACACAAAGAAAGGAAAAAGGCUAACGAAGUUGCCAGUAUGGUACUGGUAGGAGAUGUAAAAGAUAGAGUUGCUAUUUUAGUAGACGACAUGGCUGACACUUGUGGCACUAUUUGUCAUGCCGCAGAGAAAUUGUUGGAAGCUGGAGCGACAAAAGUAUAUGCAAUUUUAACACACGGUAUUUUUAGUGGUCCGGCAAUUAGCAGGAUUAAUAAUGCAUGCUUUGAAGCCGUGGUAGUAACAAAUACAAUUCCUCAAGAUGGUCAUAUGAAAGACUGUCCAAAGAUACAGUGUAUCGAUGUAUCAAUGAUGUUUGCUGAGGCUGUAAGAAGGACUCACAACGGUGAAUCUGUAUCGUACCUGUUUUCGAAUGUACCGUAUUAGAUGCAAAUCUUCCUGAUAAUGUACUCUUUUAAAGCUGUGUAAGAAGAGUGUAAUCUUUUUACAUCCGCUUACCGUUACUUUUAGUUUAGUUUAACUAACUGAUUUUGCCCAUGAGAGCAAUCUUGGGAUAAGCAAUAACGUCCCAUUUUUAAUUUAAAAACCGACGUUUUCUUUUGAUAGACGCGUGUAGGUAGUGACACCCUAAAUGGAUAACAUAUAACUAUUAUGCUACCCAUUUCGAAAGAAAUCUAAGUUGAUAAGUAAUAUAGGUAUAUAAACAAGAAGCUUCGCGAUAAAACUACCUAAAUUUUUGCUAAGCUUAUUUAACACGCAGAAUCAUAUCAUUGUUCCAUUUAGAACCUGUGACUCCUCUGUUAGUUAAUUUGAAUUGUUUGAUCUUUGAUUGCCAUACAAUCUGAAGAAAUCAUUGCAACGGGCUCAAGGAGGUAUUCAUGCAAUAUAAUUGCAUCUUAAAGGCAUAUUUCAUUUUUUACAACCAAAUGUAAAAAAAAUUGCAAUAUGUAUGUGUACAAUUUUCCAACUGGUAAGACGAAGCGUCGAAACUAGUUUUUUACAAGUCUGAUAUGAUCUGAUAAGUAAUAAUCAUGUUCUGAUACAUCUGUUUCUUACAUUGUAUACAAUAGGACAUUAAUGUCAGAAAGGCAUUGAAUCUUUAUUGACUAUCUUUUACUACCACAACUUUUUAAAAGACGUCACUAUUUAUACAAACAUAAUUCUCUUGCCGGAAAUGGUCAUGCUCCCAUUUAAAAGGAAAGUGUCUACUCACAGCUUUGGACCAAUAUAUUACGAAAUUAUAAGUCAAUAUAAGUACAAUGUUGUUUACAUGCAGAUUUUUCUUAAUUCAAUGAGAAGUGCCACCUGUUAACGAAUUGGAUAUAUAUUAUAAUAAAUAUCAUAUAAAA
This is a messenger RNA of Ceratina calcarata, 2231 nucleotides long. It is a transcript of the gene Prps, whose product is annotated as phosphoribosyl pyrophosphate synthetase. NCBI's taxonomy places the organism in Eukaryota, Metazoa, Arthropoda, Insecta, Hymenoptera, Apidae. Bases 193 to 1308 code for a protein of 371 amino acids. The record is from RefSeq and is a predicted model, not a curated record. Gene Ontology annotation, cellular component: ribose phosphate diphosphokinase complex; cytoplasm. Gene Ontology annotation, molecular function: ATP binding; magnesium ion binding; ribose phosphate diphosphokinase activity. The transcript has 7 exons. Gene Ontology annotation, biological process: purine nucleotide biosynthetic process; ribonucleoside monophosphate biosynthetic process; 5-phosphoribose 1-diphosphate biosynthetic process.